AGAAACAAACAUCUGCUUAUCUGAACUUCACAGACGUCCAAGAUCUUUACCAACGUCUGGCAAACUAAAGAAAUUUAGAAACACAGAGAUGUCAAAUCCUACCAGAGGUCCUGGAGUCAGCGCGUCUGCGUCUAGUGCUACAGACUCACUUUUGACGGUCCGUUCUAUUGACCUUCUGAAAUCCAGAGAUGGACCGAACCGCAGAGAGCACCACACAGAGACUUACAUUCAUGAUAAACUGAUCAUCCGCAGAGGACAAACCUUUCAAAUGUGGAUCGAUCUCUCACGACCCUUCAAUCCUAAAUCUGACCGACUGCAGAUGGAGUUUAGGUUAGAUUAUACGUAUCUGAAUAUUCGAGGGAUUCGUGUCACAGUUCCUUUAGUGGAUGAACUGGAAGACGACCGAUGGGAGAUGAAGAUUGUGGAGCAGAAAGACACAAAGAUUAGAUUGUCAGUCAACACUCCAGCGAGCGCUUCUAUUGGUCAGUAUAAGAUCUGUGUGGUGACGUAUUCACCAAAGGGAGGAUUGAUUUACCCGUACAGCAAGAACAAUGACUUCUACCUGCUGUUCAACCCCUGGUGUGAAGAUGAUUCAGUGUAUUUAGAUAAUGAGGCUGAAAGGAAAGAGUAUGUUUUGAAUAACAUGGGCAGAAUUUAUUACGGUACUGAGCAGCAAAUUGGAACCAGAACAUGGAACUUUGCUCAGUUUGAACAGGAUAUUCUGGAAGCUUCUCUGUUUGUAUUGGAGAAAGGUCGAGUAUCUGUGACAGCGUGGGGAGAUCCUGUGAAUGUCUGCAGAAUUAUAUCUGCUCUUGUUAACUCUAAUGAUGAUCGUGGUGUUCUGGAAGGUAAGUGGUCAGAGAGUUUUGAGGGCGGGACCGCACCGACAGCCUGGAGCGGCAGUGGAGACAUCCUGAGACAAUACUAUAAAAGUUCAGGGGCGCCUGUCAAAUACGCUCAGUGUUGGGUUUACGCUGGUGUCACUAACUCAGUGUUGAGAUGUUUAGGAAUUCCUACCCGUUGUGUCACCAACUUUAACUCCGCCCAUGAUGCAGACCUCUCCUUAACUACAGACAUUUAUAUUGACGAGAACCUGGAGGUCAUUAAAGAACGUACACAAGAUUCAGUCUGGAACUUCCAUGUAUGGAAUGAGUCGUGGAUGACUCGUCCGGAUCUCCCGGUGGGUCACGGUGGGUGGCAGGUGGUGGACUCUACCCCUCAAGAGCCCAGUCAGGGUUUCUAUCGCUGUGGGCCGUCAUCUGUCUUUGCUGUCCGUAAUGGACUCGUCAACUUAAAGUACGACACACCGUUUGUCUUUGCUGAAGUGAACAGUGAUAAAAUCUUCUGGCAGAGAAAAGCUGACGGAAGUUUCUCUCAGGUCAGUGUGGAGACAAAUACAAUCGGUCAGAGCAUCAGCACCAAAGCUGUGGGUUCAGAUACGCGUACCGAUAUCACACAUCUCUACAAAUACCCCGAGGGUUCAGAAGAGGAGCGUAUCGCUGUAGAAACAGCCAGUCGUUUCGGCUCUAAGCCAAUGGUCUAUCCCUUUCCCACGGCCAAUGAUGUCACCGUUGAAAUUAACAUGGAGGGGGCGGGGCCUCGUAUCGGUACUGAUGCCAAACUGACCCUGAUCCUGAAGAACAAAAGUUCAGUUCAGCGCAGCACAACACUUCUGUGUGAGGUUCUGGUGAUUUAUUAUACAGGAGUCAUGAAAACAUCGCUGAAGAAGGAACGAGUUUCUGUCAUCCUCAAACCUCAGGAGGUUAAAUCCAUCCCAUGGAUCCUACAGUAUCGUGAGUAUAUGAAUCAGCUGGUGGGUCAGGGAGCUCUCUUACUCACCGUCACCGGACGAGUCAACCAAACCAAACAGAUUCUGGCCACGCAGUUUAACUUCAGAAUGAGAACACCAGAUUUGAUCAUCACUCCUGUAGGAGAAGCUGUGAUUGGUAAAGAGCUGACGGUUAAGAUAUCGUUCCAGAAUCCACUGCAGCAGGUCUUGAAGAACGUUCUGUUCCGGAUUGAAGGAUUGGGAAUGCAAAGUGUCAGAAAGAUCACAUAUGGUGAUGUGGAAAAGCUUGCGACUGUUACACUGAUGGAGAAGUUUGUCUCCGCGUCCUCCGGUCCUCAGAAGCUUCUGGCAUCGAUGGACUGCCGUCAGCUCACUCAGGUUCAUGGAGUCGCUGAUAUCGUGGUGAAACAACAGUAAAAUUCUGCUCUGAAGGAGAUUUAACCACACUGAGAGAUCAUUCACAUUUAUUUGUAAUAAGAAUAUUUAAAUUUCUUAGCAAGUUUGUCAACAAUAAAGAUCUAACAUGAUUA
Misgurnus anguillicaudatus (oriental weatherfish) is the source of this 2319-nucleotide messenger RNA. It is a transcript of the gene tgm1l4, whose product is annotated as transglutaminase 1 like 4. The record is from RefSeq and is a predicted model, not a curated record. Gene Ontology annotation, molecular function: protein-glutamine gamma-glutamyltransferase activity. NCBI's taxonomy places the organism in Eukaryota, Metazoa, Chordata, Actinopteri, Cypriniformes, Cobitidae. Gene Ontology annotation, biological process: peptide cross-linking.